UCAUUUUGUGAUGGCGGCGCUUGGGGAGUUACGCUACUGUUCUUUAUCAUAGGACGCGGUGUUUUCUUACUUCUGAACUUAAGAUUUUUGUUUGUUUUGAAUUAUUUUUAGUGAUAUUUAAAUAUGUGUUAUCGUGUGUACCAUUUAAAACAAACGCAAAUCUAUGCGUUUAUUGUCUGGUGGUAUCAAUAUAAUCAAUGUUGUGUUUCUAAAUAAAAAUAUACCUACAUACUUAUAAGAAGCUCAUAAGUCGGAUAAACAGUUUUAUAUGAAUUAAUACUUGUAAGAAUUAUACAGUUUAAAAAAGUGAAUAACAUCAGCAGUGUUCACUCGGUUCUUGUGUACCUAGUCGAACAGUCAACAUGAAUGAUGUUCGUGAUAAAGUUGUCCCCGGAACUUCAACCUGGGAGAGUAAUGCAACCCAGAGUGACUCAUCACCAGAGCUGCAGUCCUCUCCAAGUGCCAGUGGUGAGACACCUCAAACGCCAGGAGCACCUGUACCUCUGGCCCCACAUCUAGCUGCUGAAUUACAUCCAGAUCUUUUACAGCAAGGCUGGAGAAAAUAUUGGUCUAAAAGAGAGAAUAGACCAUAUUUUUGGAACAAGCUGUCUGGUGAAUCUAUGUGGGAACUUCCUGCAGUAAAGAGAGAUUUUGAUCCUAUCACUGAUCCAUUAGGCAUCUGCCACACCGGUCCAUCAAAUGCUGGUAACAUGACUCCCGGUGCCAACAAGCGUCGUCCAUCUGAGGAUAAUGGACCACCACCAAAGAAAUUUGUUCUGGCGGGGCCUUGGGAUAUUGAGGUGCCAACUAAUGUGGUAAUAUAUGAAAGACCCCCAACUAUCUGUCCACAUCCUCACCCCGAAAUAGAAGGGUUUAGAUUCACAUUGGCUAAUAAGUUAAGACAAUGCUAUCAAGAGCUAUGCCAUACAAGAGAAGGCAUUGAUGCUCCUAAAGAUUCAUUUAAUAGAUGGUUGAUGGAAAGAAAGGUCAAUGAUCAAGGUGGUUCAGACCCCCUUCUACCAAGUCAUUGUUUUCCAGAAAUAUCACAUUCAAUGUAUGAGGAAAUUAUGAAUGACAUUCCAAUUAAGCUUACACAUCCAAAGUUUACUGGUGAUGCAAGGAAGCAAUUGUCAAGGUAUGCAGAAGCAGCAAAGAAAAUGAUUGAAUCACGAAAUGCAUCACCUGAAAGUCGUAAGGUGGUGAAAUGGAAUGCUGAAGACACAUUUCAAUGGUUGAGACGAACUGUUGGAGCAACAUAUGAUGAUUUUCAAGAUAGACUAGCACAUUUGCGAAGACAGUGUCAACCUCACUUGGCUGAAACUGUGAAGGCAUCCGUUGAAGGCAUUUGCUUGAAAAUCUAUCACUUAUCUGCUGAAUAUGCGCGUAAAAUAAGAGAAAAACAUAGUGCAUUACUUAAAGAAAAUGGAAUACAGGAACUUCAAGCUCCACUGCAACAAGCAGCUUUGCGUAAAGUUUGGUGUUAUCCAGUGCAGUUCGCAGUGCCGGCGCCACGACCCCCCCUCGUGGAACAUUUUCUCGACCGUGAUCAGACGCUAUUACGCUAUCUAGGUGAAACUCAGGUCCUCAAUGCUGUCUAUUUACAGAAACUGGAAUGCCUGUACCGGUACAGUUGCUUCGACGACAAGAAGUUCGAGCAGUUCUUGUCCCGGGUGUGGUGCCUAUUACGGCGCUACGCGGCGUGGGUAGGCGCGGGCGGGGAGGCGCAGCUGACGCAGAUGUCGCUGCCCGUGCCGGUGCUCGAGUGUCUACAUCGCUGCUUCGGCGUCACCUUCGAGUGCUUCGCCAGUCCGCUAGAUUGCUACUUCAGGCAAUAUUGUUCUGCUUUUGCAGACACUGACUCAUAUUUUGGAUCUCGGGGGCCCUUUUUAGAACUGCGUCCUGUAUCCGGUUCAAUGGUAGCACAUCCACCUUACUGCGAGGAACUUUUAGAAGCGUCGUUGCGACAUAUGGAGAGGCUAUUGCAAGACUCUGCAGAACCGCUUAGUUUCGUCGUCAUCCUGCCAGAGUGGCCAGAUAGGCAAACACACGCAUUACACAAGCUUCAAGCCAGCCACUUCAAGAGGAAACAGGUGGUUAUUCCAGCUUUUGAGCACGAGUAUCGCCACGGUUUUCAACAUGUUUUGACCAAGAACGAGGUGUACUUCAGAUGGGGCGGCGGCACGGUGGUGGUGUGGCUGCAGAACGCGGCGGGGUUCGCGCGCUGGGGGCCCACGGAGGAGCGCGUAGAGGCGCUGCUGGACGCGUGGCGGCCGCGUGCCAAGCUAAGGGACGCGCCGCCUGCCGCGCCGCAGUCCGAGCCCGAGCCUGCGCCGCCGCCCACACCAGACAAGCGUUAAAUCUACUAGUAAAUAUUCACAUGUACAUAUUUAUACAUACGCUGUUAGAUGUAUAUUAAUUAAAGAUACAAUUGGUAUCAUUUUAUUUUAAAUCACCCUUCUCUGUUGUAUAGUUCGAUAAAGUUUAUUAUGUUUUGAUUGUUUAUUAUAUUUUCUGAAAAAAUAAGUAUUUCAUUUUUCCAUAUCUCGACGCCACCUUAAUUUGAAAGAAUAGGCUAAAAGUGUUGAAAACUUUUAUUUUUAAUAAUUCCUAGAUAUUAAAAUGUAGUCUAUACCAUUUUUUCGGUAUUCUAUGAAAAUUCAGUAAAAGCACAUUUUUUAUUAGACUGUGUUGCGGGGUACGAAUAAUUUGUGAUGCCACGACUAGGAAGUAUAUCAUUUUCGGUCUUUUGUCAGAGAUAUUUAUUGUGAUUGAUCUUAGAUACAUUACAAUGUUAAGUCUAUUACAGAACAGAAUCCUGCUAAUUUUAGAACAUUAAUUCAAGUUCUCUAACAUUAUUACUAAUUACCCACGAAGUUACGGGUACUUAGAUCGAUAGUGUUAUUUGUUUCAAUGAAAAUGUGAAUACAAGAUUUUCAGUAAGAACUUACGUCACUUUUAAGCUUUAUCAAAAUACCAGUAACGUUAAAAUAAAGUGAGCAAUUCGAUUAUUUUGUGUCGUAGUCCUAAAUUAAUAUUGGGGCUACGAUACAAGAAUAAAUAAAAUGGUUCAAUUAGAAUUACGAGCGAGUACGAGAAGGGGCAGAGAGUGAUGACUGCAAUUCAUAUGUUAAAGUUUUGUAGUAUACAGCAGAGAUAAUGGUUUAGUUUGUUAUAAAAUUCAUGGGCGUCAUGAAGUCAAGAUCAGUUGGAUCAGUCUCGCACCACCUCCCACCGCGAUUCAAAAAUAAUUAUACAGUAUAUGUUAUAUUUAGUAGUUAUAUUAGGUACUAAUGUGCAAAAAUAUGGUUGCAGUGAACCCAUAAAACUGAAAUAAUUGAGUAAUACACACAAUAUCUGGCUAGUUUUCUCUCAAUCUUUAUUUUCACGUAUAUAAAAUUAUUAUUUUUAAAGCAGACAUAAAUCAUCGAUUUUGCUGCUUGUGGUUAGUUACAACUAUGUCAUCUUGAUUUGAUUUUUAUAAGCUAAAAUCGACGAUUUUUAUGCCUAGAACACAAGACAACGUGUAUAUUACAAGAAGAGUGGAUUUAUAAGGUAAAGCCAUAGAGGAAUAGGUGUUAUGAAAACUAGGCGGACAUUGUAUUUGUCAAAUUAAAAGUAUUUUUGAUUGAUUUAACCAAGAUUAAGAAACUUUAAGAUUCAAAAUUUUAGUUACAUGGCCUAAUUCUGUGGGAAGGAAGGCAACUGUCUGAAAUCACAGUAACACUGUGCCAAAAUAUUGAAAUUCAAGGUGAAUUUGAGCAGUCUACUUAUUCUUCAUACUAGUUUAUGUAAUACUAAAGCAGAACAAGCUUAUAUAUUAAAAUAAAAUUAAUUAUGAUUACAUACAUAUCUUUACAAAUUAAAGUAAUGAAAUAAAUCAUGUAUGUGGCCUAAAAUUUUUUAGUACUACUGCCAAGAGUGCCUUCAAUAUAAAAUGAAUAAAAGGUAACUCGAUAAUUGUAAGGAUUCUUGCACUGUGCAUUAGGUUGGAUUAAAAAACUAUUUUAUUUUCAAAGCCCUAAUUGUUUUUUUGCCGAAAUUUUUAUAUAAAGACUUUAAUCAUUGCUGAUUGUUUUUUAGUUUCAGAGAAGUCUUAAUAGUCAUUGAUAAUAAUACAGAUAAAAAGCCAUGCUUGUACAAGAAUAGAAUACAGAAAGACAACUGUAUUUCUCAAAGGGUGUUAUAGCUUAGUAUGGAGUGGAGUUCUAGGUUGCCUCUAUGUAUUCUUCUCCUCCUCCUUUUACCAAAUACGGGAAAAUAAGUUUAUCAUAGAUAAAAAUAAUAAUUGGAAAACUCAUUCUUUGCUUAGCUAUUAUAUCAAUUAUUACAAAACAUAUACUUGGCAGGUAUGCUAGUGAACACUCAACCAGCUUCCAGGUCAGUCAAAUACUUUGUUUUUAAAUUAUUACAACAUCCAAAAGUUUGUAUAUUUCUUGAGAAGGAAGUUGAUAUAAUAUUUUAGUUAUAUUCAUCAUCUUCAUCCAUGGCAAAAUCAACUCCUGAGUCAACAGCACACACAGGAC
Molecule: messenger RNA, 4523 nt
Organism: Spodoptera exigua (beet armyworm)
Lineage: Eukaryota; Metazoa; Arthropoda; Insecta; Lepidoptera; Noctuidae
Source: the annotation of a GenBank genome assembly